Radiomyces spectabilis is the source of this 1179-nucleotide messenger RNA. RefSeq lists its product as uncharacterized. Gene Ontology annotation, molecular function: dioxygenase activity. The record is from RefSeq and is a predicted model, not a curated record. Lineage: Eukaryota; Fungi; Mucoromycota; Mucoromycetes; Mucorales; Radiomycetaceae. The transcript has 5 exons. Bases 1 to 1179 code for a protein of 392 amino acids.
AUGUCAUCGACAGCACCACGGCCGUUCAUGAAAAUCGAUCUAGCCGAUUUUGAUAAUCGUCGUGAUGAAAUCGUGAGCGAUAUCAUGAAGGCAGCUUCCACUCAAGGAUUUUUUUACUUGGUGAAUCAUGGGAUCCCCGUCGAGGAUAUCCAAAACAUGUUCAACCACAGCUACAACUUCUUUGCUUUACCCGAUGACAUGAAGAAGAAAUACCCCUUGGACGCACCUCGAAAUGCAGGCUAUGAAAAGUUUGGUCAGAUUCGCCCAUCCACUGGACUUCCCGAUCUUAAGGAAUCCAUUCAGCUUGCCUUCCAUAACACACCCGAUCUUUGGCCAUCGGAACAAGAUGCACCCGGUUUCCAGAAAGCCGCCGAAAAGUUUAUGCAAAAGUGUAAUGAGGUCUCCGGACGUUUGCUCACCUGCCUUGCCAUCGGACUUGGAUUCCCCGACGAUUUUUUCACUCGAUGCCACGAUAUCACCCAACCUGACAGUCUGAACACACUUCGAUGCAUUCAUUAUCACGAGAUUUCAGGUCAAUCUAUGGGCCCGAAAUACUGUCGUGCGGGAGCCCACACCGAUUUGGACAGUCUCACUUUACUAUUCCAACGACCGGGAGAACAUGGUUUGGAAAUGUGCCCUGGCCGUCAACAAGUUGGCGAGCCAUUGAAAGCCGACGAAAACGAUUGGAUACCGUUGCAGCCCGAGGAAGACGAGAUUGUAUGCAACAUUGGCGACAUGAUCAUGCGAUGGUCGGACGAUCAGUUAAAGAGCAAUUUCCAUCGAGUCCGUUGUCCUCGCUCGGGCGAGUAUCAAGGAUCACGAUAUUCCAUGGCCUAUUUCAAUCAAGCCAAUCGGUCGGCCAUCAUUCAAGGUCGUACCAAAUACACCGAACCUGUCACCGCCGGUGAAAUGUUACGUUUGGCCAUGGAACGCAAUUACCAAAUCGUCAAAGCCAUGGAAACGAAAAAGGCUACCGAAGCCGCUGCUGCCAAUAUCGUUACCAACCAUGUAGUGAAGCCAGCCUCUAUCAUGCCCGUCUUGGCGAUUGUCAAAAAUAGCCAAUUAAUGGCCAUGGGAGAAUUUGAUACAAAUGCGGAAUUACGGAUUUUGAUCCUGGUCAGGAAAUUUAUGGGGAUGCCUGAUGCUGCGUUUGCCCAAUCACAUACAGCACCUAAAUGA